AAGAAGAUUCCAAGAAAAUCAUUAAAAAAAGAAGUGCAUUCAUUACAUGUGUGUAUAUUUUUCAUAUCCCAUUUAUCUAAUUGCUUCUUAUCGCCUACACUUUCAACAUUAAACAUUUAAUAUCAUUUUAAAGAUACAGUGUUUAAUAAAUGAAAGCUGAACUAAAAAAAAACAAAAAAAACUCGAGUGCAAUCUUUGCACAAACUAGCACACGCCGUCGUCAUAUAUAUAUAUAUAUACAAAAUAUACUUCAAUAUAUAUACAAUAGACACACAUUAACACAAACCUAUCCAUUAAAAUAACACAACGUAAAAUUGCAUUUUACCCGCAGUAGUAGUAAUGUUAGUGUCAAAACAAAACCACGUAUCAUUUGUGAUGCCGGCUAAAUAACUUUUUUUUUUGUUGAUUUUUUUCUAACGCAAUCUCAAUAUUUUAACGACAUCGUGUUUUUUGUUUUUGUUUUUUGCUUUAUGUGUUUAAUAAAUUAACGGUUUAAUAUUAAUACGCAUAAAAUAAGAAAAGAAAAGAGGAAAAAAAGAGAACAAAUUUGGUUUUGUUAUUAUUUCGUUGUUCUUCAAUUGGCAAAUCCUGCAAAAUCAUUAUGAACAAUAUGGGAAUUAUGACUCACGGUACUGCCAGAGCAGCAGCAACAACUCAUAUGACCUUUAAAGCAGUCUCUGCAGUUGGGCAAAACGAUAAUAACAUAAGCCGGUCAUCUUUGGUCAUCAGCAAUUACAACAGCUACAACAAUACUGAUAACAAAAUAUACGGAUACAUUGAUGAUCGUAGCGAUUUGACAGAACCAUUAUAUGUGGAAACGAAUUUAGGAAAUAAUGAAGUUUUCUGCUGUCCAGCCUCACCGACUACGGUACCGGCUAGAACUCCACAAACAUUAGAAUCACCUGCUCCGCGAACAGGGCCACCGCGUCGACGACAACGUACCACUUCGGUAAAUAAUCAAACGACUACAGCGAAUCCCUCAGAAUGCGUGAUACGUUCAAAUAAUCGCACUAUUUAUACAGCCGGUCGACCACCCUGGUAUAAUUGUGCCGGUCAACAGGUGGAACCUUUUGUUAUAGGCAUUUGUGGUGGAAGUGCCUCCGGUAAAACGACUGUAGCUCAAAAAAUUAUCGAAUCACUAGAUGUUCCGUGGGUUACCUUGCUAUCCAUGGAUUGUUUUUACAAAGUACUUAAUGAAAAGCAGCAUGAACAGUCACUUAUAAAUGAAUACAAUUUCGAUCAUCCGGACGCUUUUGAUAUGGAUCUCUUGCUAGAGGUUUUGUUAAAAUUGAAAGAAGGUCGCAAAGUUGAAGUGCCCGUGUACAACUUUAUUACGCAUUCACGGGAAACUAAUACGAAAACUAUGUACGGUGCCAAUGUUAUUAUUUUUGAAGGCAUUUUAGUCUUUCACAGCCCAGAAAUUCUCAAACUCUUAGAUAUGAAAAUAUUUGUAGAUACUGAUCCUGAUAUUCGCUUGGCCAGACGUUUGAAAAGUGAAUCAUUGCAUUUAUUACCCGCAACACCUCAAAUCAAGGGUCUACAUACCUUUAUACGUUGCAAGAAUACUUCGCGCGACGAAUUCAUAUUCUAUUCGAAAAGACUAAUACGUUUGGUUAUUGAAUACGCUCUCAGUUUGUUUCCCUUUAAGGCUACUACAGUGGAAACGCCUCAAGGUGUUUUAUAUGAAGGUAAACGUAUGGCUACAAGUAAAAUUUGUGGAGUCUCUAUUUUGAGAGCUGGUGAAACUAUGGAGCAAGCUAUUUGUGAUGUCUGCAAAGAUAUACGCAUUGGGAAAAUAUUAAUACAGACAAAUAAAGAAACCGAAGAACCAGAAUUGUAUUAUCUACGAUUGCCAAAGGAUAUACGAGAAUAUAAAGUCAUAUUAAUGGAUGCUACAGUGGCCACAGGAGCAGCUGCCAUGAUGGCGAUCCGUGUUUUGCUCGAUCAUGAUGUUAAAGAGGAAAAUAUAAUUUUGGCUUCAUUGCUAAUGGCUGAAAUUGGUGUUCACAGCAUAGCAUAUGCUUUUCCUAAGGUGAAAAUCGUUACAUCUGCCAUAGAUCCAGAAAUAAACGAUAGAUUUUACGUGAUACCAGGCAUAGGUAAUUUUGGUGAUCGUUAUUUUGGCACAGAGCCCUCAGAUAUCUUCAACUAGAUUCUUCAUCGCUUUUAUGUGAUUCCCGACAACUUACUAUUCUAUGUAAAGUUCUUUGCUAUAUUAACGGCAUGUUUCUUAGAAAAAGAAAAAAAAAGAAAAAA
Glossina fuscipes is the source of this 2256-nucleotide messenger RNA. Its product is annotated as uridine-cytidine kinase-like 1. Bases 602 to 2152 code for a protein of 516 amino acids. Gene Ontology annotation, molecular function: kinase activity; ATP binding. The transcript has 7 exons. Gene Ontology annotation, cellular component: cytoplasm. The record is from RefSeq and is a predicted model, not a curated record. Lineage: Eukaryota; Metazoa; Arthropoda; Insecta; Diptera; Glossinidae.